GCGUGACAGGUAGUUGGCACGUAGUGGACACGUACGAUCGCUGGAAGUCGAUGCCAUUAUUUGAUAUUACGAGUGAGGGCAAGGAGAGAGGCAAUAUGUUGACACCGAAUAGAGGGGAUGGAGCAGGGAGCAGUAGUGGCAAUAGGGGCUGCUUCAACUGUGGGCAAACUGGCCAUUUCGCCAGAGAUUGCCCCGCUGGGAAUAACUCAGGCACGCCACAGCCGCAACAGCAGCCGGGCUUGUUUGCAAAUAACACAAGGUACUGGCAGAACAGGCGUGAGCUUGAAGACGACGUUAAGACUAUGAAGGAAUGGAUGAGGAUGAAGCUGAGGAAGGAGCAAGAGAAGAUGGAUAAGAGGCAAGAAGAAGAAGAAAAGGCAAGGAGAGACGAGGAACAGAGAAGGCUCCGGCAGGAACAAGAGCGAAGGCAGGCAGAGCUUAGGAGACUCAACGAGGAAACUGAGCUACGGAUCAUCUCUACGGUAGCAAGGGAGAUGCAUCACUUCAGAGCGGAGAUACGCAGCGACAUACAUACAGCGCUGACAGCCAGAUCGAAGACCUCCAAAGAGAAGGGGAAGGGAAAGGUGAAGUCAUCGGAUGAUCAUGCUGCAGAUGAGCUUCUGAAGUAUUUGCAGGGGGAGAUCGCUGAGUGCUCUCGGGAUGGAGAGGAGCGAGAAAGGUGGUUCUUCACGCGUAAGAACAGAGGACAGAGAACAGCAAGAAGGCUAGGGUCACCGGAGGAGAAUGACGAUGGGGGGGAGGUGACGCCGAGACCGGAGAAGCAAUGUGCAAGCACAAAGGGACAAGGAACGGACAAGAAAGUACCGGCAACCUGCAGCAAGGAAGGAGUGAUAGAGUAUGUACUCAACGUUAGGAAAAAACUCUCAGAGAUGAUGGCACAAGAGAUCAAGAAGCUCUGCGUGAAGUAGGGACUUGAGUACGUCAACAAAGAGCAAGGUGUCAG
Molecule: messenger RNA, 964 nt
Organism: Chara braunii
Lineage: Eukaryota; Viridiplantae; Streptophyta; Charophyceae; Charales; Characeae
Source: the annotation of a GenBank genome assembly